CCAGUACGUUGAUGUAAAGCAACAAACCCUCUUCACCAGUGAAGACUACAAGGCAGCAAGAAGAGGUUGUCCCAAAAAAGGUGCUUAAGUGGUAACUGGGUAUCUUGUUAGCAGAACAGAAAUGAAUAACUCAACGUACAUAAACUCUUCCACUGAAAAUGUGAUGGCUUUGGAGAGCCCCUAUAAAACUAUUGAGGUGGUCUUCAUCGUCCUGGUAACAGGGUCUCUCAGUCUAGUCACCAUAAUUGGGAACAUCCUGGUCAUGGUGUCAAUCAAAGUCAACAGGCACCUACAGACUGUCAACAACUAUUUCCUGUUCAGCUUGGCCUGUGCUGACUUGAUCAUCGGCAUCUUUUCAAUGAACCUGUACACUCUCUACACUGUGAUAGGCUACUGGCCCUUAGGGCCUGUGGUGUGUGACCUCUGGCUGGCUCUUGACUAUGUGGUCAGCAACGCCUCUGUGAUGAACCUCCUCAUUAUCAGCUUUGACAGAUACUUUUGUGUCACCAAGCCUCUGACAUACCCCGUGAAGAGGACCACUAAGAUGGCAGGCAUGAUGAUCGCAGCUGCCUGGGUGCUGUCCUUCAUCCUCUGGGCCCCUGCAAUUCUCUUCUGGCAGUUCAUUGUGGGAGGAAGGACGGUCCCAGAUGGGGAUUGCUACAUCCAGUUUUUUUCCAAUCCUGCUGUCACUUUUGGCACUGCCAUCGCAGCCUUUUAUUUGCCUGUUGUCAUCAUGACUGUCCUUUACUGGCAAAUCUCUCGAGCCAGUAAGAGUCGAAUAAAGAAAGGGAAGAAGGAAGCUGCCCAAAACCAAGACACAGUUUCCCCCAGCCUAGUCCAAGGUAAAAUAGUGAAACCAAACAAUAACAACAUCCCAACCAGUGGAGACGGGUUGGAGCACAGCAAAAUUCAGAAUGGAAAAACCAGUGAGGAGACUGUGCCUGAGAACUGUGUUCAAGGGGAGAAGGAGAGCUCCAACGACUCCACCUCCGUCAGUGUGGUCGCUUCCAACAUGAAAGAGGAUGAAACUACCAAAGAUGCCAACCAGGCUUCUGCCUCCCAAGACCAUCUCAAAGUGGAGAACUCCAAGCUGACGUGCAUAAGGAUAGUCACCAAGUCCCAGAAGGGUGACUGCUGUGCUCCUACCAACACUACCGUGGAGAUCGUAGGCACGAAUGGGGAGGAGAAGCAGAAUAGCGUAGCCCGGAAAAUUGUCAAGAUGACAAAGCAGCCAGCCAAAAAGAAACCACCUCCUUCUAGAGAGAAAAAAGUGACAAGGACUAUUUUGGCCAUCCUCCUGGCCUUCAUCAUCACCUGGACUCCAUAUAAUGUGAUGGUGCUUAUUAACAGCUUCUGCACAUCCUGCAUCCCUGGCACUGUAUGGAUCAUAGGUUACUGGCUCUGUUAUAUCAACAGCACCAUCAACCCUGCUUGUUAUGCGCUCUGCAAUGCGACUUUCAAGAAGACCUUUAAGCACCUUCUUAUGUGUCAUUACAAGAAUAUAGGAGCUACAAGGUAAAAAUAAUAAUAAAAACAGUUAUGGAAAGGGUGAAGUUCCAAAUGAAAUUAAAAACCCCAAUGCUGUAGCACUUUAUGCUCUUCUAUGGAAUGUGCAAUCCAGGAUGUUAGUGAAAAUACUGAUGAGGGGCAUCAGCUCUACCCCUGAGAACUGC
Molecule: messenger RNA, 1673 nt
Organism: Acanthisitta chloris (rifleman)
Lineage: Eukaryota; Metazoa; Chordata; Aves; Passeriformes; Acanthisittidae
Gene: CHRM2
Product: cholinergic receptor, muscarinic 2
Exons: 2
Coding region: 122-1519 (465 amino acids)
Biological process (GO): G protein-coupled receptor signaling pathway, coupled to cyclic nucleotide second messenger; chemical synaptic transmission; regulation of heart contraction
Cellular component (GO): plasma membrane; dendrite; synapse
Molecular function (GO): G protein-coupled acetylcholine receptor activity; G protein-coupled serotonin receptor activity
Source: RefSeq, a predicted model, not a curated record